AGUUGACUGUAGACAUUCCUGUUUCAUCUAUCCUCCUGUUCAAUGGCUACUCGAGUACUGUGUAUAGCCCAGCCCAAGCUGCGCUCCGCUACGGCCAACGUCCUCACCUGUGAGGCUGCUCCUAAGAAGCAGUGGCUCCUAUGGCGAAAGGGUCUAAGUUUGUGGUGACACUGGACCAAACUCUACUUUACCCUGAGGGGGGCGGCCAGCCCUCUGAUACCGGCCGUAUAGGCAACGCUAAGGUCCUUUAUGUAAAUAAGAACUCUGAGGGAGAGGUUUAUCAUUAUGUGGAUAGUAAGGUAGAAGUGGGGUCCGAGGUGGCGGUCACCCUAGACUGGGACCGACGUUGGGACAACACCCAACAGCACUCGGGUCAGCAUCUCAUCAGUGCCCUCUGCGAGCAUGCCGAGAUUUUCCCCGAGUUCGGCAAAACCGAUUCGUGGGAGUUCGGCAACGAGAGUUGCUCUGUCGAUAUUGGUCCUUGCAACCUGGACCUUAUCCCGCAAGGAGAAACUUUGGAGUCCCGAGUGAAGGCUCUGGAGAAGGCAUGCAACCAGGCCAUUCGGGAGCACCGUACGGUUUUCAACCGCCAAAUGAAACGCAGCGAGCUCGAGGACGAGAAUGGCAAUAGAGACCCAAUGCUCCGCUCCGCCCUGCCCAAGAAGGUGAAGGGCGACGUUUUUAGAAUAGUUGAGAUCGACGGCAUUGAGAAGAAUGCGUGUGGAGGAACUCAUGUUGAGAACCUUUCCGAGCUGCAGUGUGUGAAGAUCAUAGGUCACUCACUGAAGGCGUCCACGCAGAUCGUCACUUUCACUUUCCUCAUCGGCCAGAGAGUCUUAGACCGUCUCGAGGAAUGCUCCAAUCGAGAGGCUGCUAUGGUCAAUGACUUGAGCUGCAAGAGGGAGAAGCUCCCCGAAUUAGUUCAACAACGUUUGCAGCAGCUCACUGUUGCCAAUCGACAGGUGAAAGCUCUCACGGACGAACUUGUCCAGUUCCUAGCGUCCGACCUGCUCGAGAAGGCUUCCGGUCGGCCCGUUGUUGGUGCCUUUAGAGACUGCGAAUCACCCUUCUUGCAUCUACUUGAGAAGGCUUUGUCAGAGAAGAUAAAGGAGAUGGAGGGAGCCCCGAAGGCCAUACUCCUGUGUUGCCCAACCGCCUUCCUCUUGUCGGACUGUCAAGAAGGUUAUCCGCUUUUGGCGAACAAGGAGAUGCUCAGCUCGUUACUCGAGGAGUUUGGUGCAAAGGGAGCUGGCGGAAAGAAACCCGUCUGGCAGGGCAAGUCCAUGACUGGCAUCAAGGAGCGCAACUUCAAGAAGGCCGUGGGCAUCAUCGAGGAGGCCGUUGCUGCUUGAGGUCUGUAAAUGAUUCUAUCGUUCCUCUAAUUGUUUUCAAUUGUCCAUACUUGAGGCGGCGGCGUUGCG
Molecule: messenger RNA, 1421 nt
Organism: Perkinsus marinus ATCC 50983
Lineage: Eukaryota; Perkinsozoa; Perkinsida; Perkinsidae
Product: alanyl-tRNA synthetase, putative
Exons: 10
Coding region: 141-1352 (403 amino acids)
Biological process (GO): regulation of translational fidelity; alanyl-tRNA aminoacylation
Molecular function (GO): nucleic acid binding; Ser-tRNA(Ala) deacylase activity; ATP binding
Source: RefSeq, a predicted model, not a curated record